UGAAAUCAGAUGUCAAGAUGAAGUCAUGUGCUCAGGAGGUUCGACUUUAUUAAAGAGAUGACUGUGUAUAUAUGACUGUUCAGAUGACUGUGUAUAUAUGCAGUUGGUGUUUGAAUGGCAAAGGGUGAAGUGAUAUGACCCCAUCAUGGAGACUCACUGUGUUUUAGGCUGGUUUCUCCUCUGUCUACUUUCAGUCAGUGAAUGCAUUGCCACAAAAGUCAUUGGUAUUGAGGGCCAGAAUGUCACUCUGCCAUGUAAAUAUAACACCAAAAAGCAUGGUGUAUCAGCCAUAUGUUGGGGGAGAGGAGCCAUACCGAACUCUGGUUGUUACGAGGAAAUCAUCUCAUCUGAUGGCAUUAAAGUGACAUGGAGAUCUUCGGUUAGAUAUCAUUUAUUCGGUGAUCUGAAGACAGGGGAUGUCUCUCUAACCAUCUUCAAUGUCACUGAAAAAGACUCUGGACUGUACGGCUGUCGUGUGCAUGUUUACGGAUUGUGGAAUGAUGAGAAACAUCAUGUCAACUUGAACAUUGAGAAAGUACCUGUCCCGACAACAUCUCAGGCACCUGCUAAAGUGACCAUAACUCAACAGACCACGGACAACCACACACACUGUCAUGUGACCACAAAUUCCACAGAGUAUUCAGACACAUCCACGCUACCUUACAGCGAAUCAAUUUUGGAGCAGAUGACAGGCCAUAAGCUGCCUGUGAUCCUGGUGUCCAUGCUACUGGUUUUGACAGGCGUGGUGAUUGUGUCUGUACUUGUUGUCUUGAGAAAGCGAUGGAAAUCAAUUGCUACGGGAGUCCAAAUCAGGCCAGAGCACUCUGGCAGCACAGUCCUGUACAGCAACUCAGAGUCCAGCUUGGGUGUGCAUACUCGAGAGAUGGCGGUAGAGAACGUCUAUCAAAUAGAUGACAACGAGAGAGACGACUAUGAGGAGUGCCCCUGACAAAGCAUGGACACAUCACCACAGUCAUGCUGUUAACACUGUGCAGUGCAUAACCCGGUAGCUCUGUGUUACAGGACUGAGUCUGAACUUAUAGGCUAAUGAUUCAACCAUACAAGACAAGCUACAACAAAAUCAGAUGCUUUUGGUGAUAAAUGAGUAAAACUUUACUUGAUUUGUAUGUUUGAAAUGUUUGUUUGAAACGAAAGGCUCGCUAGUAUGGCUAUCUAUGUGUAUUCAGCACUAUAAGUGUAAGUUUCAAUUACGAUGACUGUAUUUUUUUGUAUGUAAUACAAGGUACAAAAAAUGGCAUCAACUUGAAAAGCAAUUACUUUUCUCUGAAGGGGCCUUUUCUAUCCCCUCCAUCUCCUUUAACCAUGACAUUUAGCUUCACCCAUCUGCAACAGGAUCCAGGCAUAGAAAGGCAGCUAAGUGAAAGGUCAAACAUAACCACAGCAUUCUUCACAAAUUGUC
Salvelinus fontinalis (brook trout) is the source of this 1420-nucleotide messenger RNA. Its product is annotated as T-cell immunoglobulin and mucin domain-containing protein 4-like. The record is from RefSeq and is a predicted model, not a curated record. The transcript has 7 exons. NCBI's taxonomy places the organism in Eukaryota, Metazoa, Chordata, Actinopteri, Salmoniformes, Salmonidae. The coding region runs from base 146 to 949 and encodes 267 amino acids.